Messenger RNA from Closterium sp. NIES-65, 1443 nucleotides. The record is from the annotation of a GenBank genome assembly. Lineage: Eukaryota; Viridiplantae; Streptophyta; Zygnematophyceae; Desmidiales; Closteriaceae.
AUGAGCACUCGAGACGUGGGUAGCGGUCAGUGCAGGAUCACCUUCCCCCACCUCCCCACUUUCCCUCUCUUUCUCCUCGAGUUUUCUUUUCCCCUUGCUUGCAAUCUCCAGGCGUUCAUCAACCCCAUCGGCGGCCACCGCAAGGCGCUCAAGACGUGGGCAGCGGUGAAGCCCGUGUUUGAUCGGGCGGGAGUGGCGGUUACUGAGGGAGGCGAUGGCCUGUUCAACGAGGUGCUGAACGGGCUGGCCAAGAGGCGACACCACGCCCCCCCCUGCAUCCACCCUUCUCGCCUCUCCUCUGCACGCCUCUCCCUCCCUCCCUCCUCCCAUCUCUCUUCCACACCACCCCCACUCGCCUCCUCUGGUUCCCCUGCUGCUCUCUCGUCUGCCGCUUCCGUCCUCUGUCAAGUCAUCCCCACCCACGUCAGCUUCUCACUCUCUCACCUCUCUGUCUCCCUUUCGCGCUGCACGGGGUUCUGGGCCAUCGCAUGCCUCUGGAUGUGGCGAGAAUCCACUACGUGGAAGGAAGAGGAGCAGGCGGGGAAGCAAGGCGAGCAGUCAGAGGAGGAGAAAGAGGAAGAGGGGCAACGGAAAGAGGGGGAGCAGGCAGAGACGGGUGGAGAGAUUGGGGGCAGUGGAGGCAGGGAGGAGGGGGGCGAAGGAGAAGCGGAGCUUGUGAGGGAGGGGUUUGCGGGUGGAGAUGGAAGAGAGAAGGCUGGGGGAGCUGGGAGCGAAACAGAAGGGGCUAAGGCAAGACAGAAGAAGAGGAGGAGGAUGAGGGUGUGGAGCUAUGGAUUCUACGGCGAUGUGAUUCGGCGAAGCGAGGGGCUCAGAUGGAUGGGGCCGGCGCGGUACGACUAUGCUGGGCUCAUGACAUACCUGCACCACAGAUCGUACGAUGCUGAGGUGUCCUACUUUGACGUGCACCCCUCUGCUGGUCCAGCCCCAAGACCUGCAAUCCAAGCGUCCCCUGUCCAGCGAGCAGGGUUGGAAGCAUCUCCAUCCACUGCAGCAGAGUCGGACGCAUCUGCAGUCCAAGCAGCAGCAACGUUGGGAGAAUCCCCAUCCCAGGGCGUUCUCGCGCCCCUCUGCUGGCAGCAGCAUCACCACUGGAAGCGGGGCCUUGAUGUCUUGUCGAACGACAAGGCGCCAGAUGGCUUCGCGGCACAGGCCCACCUGGCGGACGGCAAUCUACAUCUCAUCCUGAUCCGCAAGUGCUCGCGCCCCGAGUACCUCCAUCAGCUGACUCGCCUAGCCCGCAAAGGGGCCGACCCAUUCGCCUUUGAAUUUGUGGAGACAUACAAGACCCCCGCCUUCAUGUUCACAUCUCACGGGAAGCAAAGCACGUGGAAUGUGGAUGGGGAGUUGGUGGUCGCCUCGCAGCUCUCUGCUCAAGUCUUCCGCGGAUUAGUCGACAUAUUUGCAUCUGGACCCGAGUUUUGA